AUGAAAACAGCCGACUUCGAAUUCAGCCUCGACCCCAAGGUCAUGCCACACGAUCCUGUCGAACUCCGCGGCGGAGCUCGUGACAGCGGAAGAAUGGUUGUCCUAGAUCGCUCCCUCUCAAGAAUUGAGCAUACGAAGUUCUCCAACAUAGCAGAUCACUUCCACCCAGGAGACCUUCUCGUGCUGAACGACAGCUACAUACUCUCGAACACGUUGUGGUUCCAGUACGGCAAAAGCUCCCUUCAGGUAACUGUUUAUGGCCAUGAGCCAGACAGCACAACUAUUGUCAAACUCCAGGCUUCCGAGCAACUUGAAUUAUUCGAGCCAGGCCGGACCAUGGUAUCUCUAAAUAAUGACCAGCUUAGCUGCUCUCUCCUCGAACGCCAAUCAGACGGGCUCUGGAAGGCUCAGUUUAACCCUCCUGAGCUGCUGCUUCAAGUGCUCGACCAGUACGGAGCGCGGGUAGACGAGACAAUUCACCUCAACCCAGCAUAUUGGAAAGAAACCCCAGAAGCCUACCGCUCUGUGUAUGCAAAAACACCAGGUUCAUUGGAUAUUCCUUCCGCCGGCCUCCAUUUUUCUCGUGAACUCCUGGCUCACAUCUCUGCCAAGGGUGUCGAGAUUGCCUACAUUACAUUGCAUGUUGGGGUGACUGAGACACUGGCCAUUCGGCAUAUUAGCGCAGAGGAGAUUGAGAACCACAAGGUGGGGUCUGAGUACUUUGACGUUAGCCAGAGAACCGCAGCACAGUUGAAUCGUGCGCGCGCCGAAGGCCGUCGUGUCAUUGCGGUCGGAACAACCGUGAUGCGGACGCUUGAGACGAUUACACAUGACAUGGGGCGCAAAGCUGCUAUCAAGCCACAGGAGGGAUGGACAGAUCUCUAUAUUUACCCAGGAUUCAAAUUCAAUGCUGUCGAUGUGCUGCUAACCAACUUACAUCGACCGCGGUCUAGUCACAUUGUGCUUACCGCCGCUUUUGCCGGAACAGAUUUGGUUAUGCGUAGCUACGAUGAGAUAUCUAAGAUGGGAUGUUACGAAUUUGAUAUGUUCGGGGACUGUAUGCUUAUUAUGUAAGGGAGGGAUACAACAGCCGCUCAAACUGUCAAGUUAUAGGCUAG
This is a messenger RNA of Aspergillus pseudonomiae, 1118 nucleotides long. RefSeq names its product S-adenosylmethionine:tRNA ribosyltransferase-isomerase. Gene Ontology annotation, biological process: tRNA queuosine(34) biosynthetic process; tRNA wobble guanine modification. Gene Ontology annotation, molecular function: S-adenosylmethionine:tRNA ribosyltransferase-isomerase activity. Lineage: Eukaryota; Fungi; Ascomycota; Eurotiomycetes; Eurotiales; Aspergillaceae. The record is from RefSeq and is a predicted model, not a curated record. The coding region runs from base 1 to 1074 and encodes 357 amino acids. The transcript has a single exon.